AUGGAUGACUGUUGCCUCAACCCCCUCAUUUCGAGCCAGAAGAGCUCGCAGCUCCAUGCUGUCCUCCAUCCGCUGGUGCUUCUCACAAUCUCUGACUACAUUACGCGCCAUACUCUCCGCCAGCAGACCGUGCCAAUAAUUGGCGCUCUCCUUGGCCAACAAAAUGGCCGUGAAAUUACCAUCGAGCAUGCAUUCGAAUGUCACCUCGUGGAGGCGCCGAACGAGGAGGGUGGCUACCUGCUUGAUUACACCAGAUUUACUGCCAGACUCGAGCAAAUGACUACCGUUCACAAGGAUCGACAGCUCGACUUUGUUGGUUGGUACACUCUGCUCCCCGCAGAUGGGCCGACACCGACGAUCUUGCCCAUUCACAACCAGAUUCUACAAGGCUGGAACGAGUCUGCAGUUCUUCUGGGCUUUCAACCCCAGGAGGUUCUAAAUCACUCUGUUGGUGGCAAGCUGCCACUGACUAUAUACGAGAGCAACUACGAAGCGGACGAAUCGAUCCACGAUGGCGAAGACAGAAAGAUGGACGACGGAGAACCGCCGCUGAAGCUCAAGUUUCGAGAAGUUCCGUACUCUGUCGAGACGGAUGAGACGGAAAUGAUAAGCAUGAACUAUAUUGCGAGUGGUGGAGGCAACGCCGCCGCUGUCGCCUCCAAAGACACACAUCCAUCGCGAUCUAUUGAGUCAAACGGCAAAGGCAAGCGGCGCCUUGUCGAAAGCGAACGAGAAGAAUCCACCGAUAUCGCCCAGGAAGACGAGCCUGGUGUAUUUCUUUCGCGUGAAGAAGAGGAGACGCUCACUGCCCUUACCGCCAAAGCCAACGCCGUCAAGAUGCUUCAAUCAAGGAUCCACCUUCUCAUUGCAUAUCUCGACAGUAUUCCUCCUUCAUUUGCAAGCAAAGACACGGCGGACGAAGGCUCCAUGGAUACUGAUGCGUCUACAGUGGCCCCCUCAUUGACAGUCUUGCGAGAGAUUAAAGCACUCACUGGCCGCCUUGGGUUGGUGAUUCCCUCGGACGAUGAGUCCUUCAAGAAGAAGAUGAUCUCAGAGCAGAACGAUGUCGAGGCCAUUAACCUUUUGAGUACUCUCAUGCAGAGCAUCGGUCAGGCGCGGGAAGUGGGUAAGAAAUUCGCCGUUGUGGAUGGGUGCAGAAACGCCCAACAGAAACGUGGCGAGUAUCCCGGUACGCCGACAUUUUCACUGUCUGGCACAGGCGAUUUGCUCCUGUAA
Beauveria bassiana ARSEF 2860 is the source of this 1236-nucleotide messenger RNA. RefSeq names its product signalosome subunit. Gene Ontology annotation, biological process: protein deneddylation. Gene Ontology annotation, molecular function: protein binding; metallopeptidase activity. The transcript is spliced from 2 exons. NCBI's taxonomy places the organism in Eukaryota, Fungi, Ascomycota, Sordariomycetes, Hypocreales, Cordycipitaceae. Gene Ontology annotation, cellular component: COP9 signalosome. The record is from RefSeq and is a predicted model, not a curated record. Bases 1 to 1236 code for a protein of 411 amino acids.